AACAAAUCUCAAUUUCAAUAAGGUUUUUCUUCUCUUCAAGGCCUCAUCACAUUCUCUUGUAGUUUGAUUUAUUAGGAAUCAUCUUUAAUGGGGAAGCAAUUUAAUAAGAAGAUCACUUGGGUGAUCAAGAAUUUCUCCUCUUUGAGUUCUGACAAAUUGUAUUCUGAUCGUUUCGUCGUGGAUGGCUGCAAGUGGUAAGAAGAUAAGUUUGUCUUCUAAUGUCCUUUUCCAAGUUAGGUUUACGGGAUAUUCUCUUCUGUUUUAGUGAUUUGUUUUGAUCGUGUUUGCUGUUGCACAUGUAUGUAUCUUUCUGCAUAUCCCAAGGGAAAUAAUAACAAUGAUCACUUGUCUCUGUUUCUGGAAGUCGACAAUUCUGGAUUAUUGCCUAUUGGAUGGAGAAGACACACAAAAUUUUCAUUUACCGUAUUAAACCAACGUUCAAAAAAACUCUCCAGAAAACAUGAAUUACAACAGUGGUUUGAGCAGAAGAGUCCCGGGUGGGGUCGUUUAUCCAUGUUGCCUCUUAAUGAGCUCCACGCCAAAGAUUCCGGAUUUCUUGUAAAUGGGGAUCUCAAAAUUUUGGUUGAGAUAGAUGUUCUUGAAGUUAUUGGCAAAUUAGAUGUGUCAGAGGAAACUUCAACAAUAAUAGAAACAAUAGAUGUUAAUGGGUUUCAGAUUCUUCCUUCACAUGCAGAAUCUGUGAGCCGUAUGUUUGAAAGACACUCGGAGCUUGCAUCUGAGUUCCGUCCAAAGAACCCAAAUCUAAGGACAGCUUACAUAAGUUUUCUACUCACUCUGAUUGAGACUAUGUGCCAGUCACCGCAGGAGCUCUCCCAGGAUGAUUUGUCUGAUGCUUAUGCUGCAAUGGGAUUCAUGAGAGAUGCUGGAUUUAAGCUGGAUUGGUUGGAGAAGAAGCUUGAUGAGGUGUCAGAGAAAAAGAAGAAUGAGAAAUCUUCUGAGGCUGGGCUACAAGAAAUGGAGGAAGAUUUGAGGGACUUGAAGCGGAAGUGUUCAGACAUGGAAGAUCUAGUUCAGAAAGAGAAGGUGAAGAUGUCGGCUGCAAAAGCUCCUCUCUCAUUUGAUGAUGUUGUUUAAUGUUCUUGAGAUCUUGAAGCACUUGGGAGUUUGGUUCUGGUUUGUUCCUGAGAGAACUCUUAAUAGAGACUCAUCAUCACUCGUAACUUGGAAUUGACCAUAGAAUAUAUAAUUUCUAAUAGUAUAAGAUAAACUACAAACAGUUAUAUAUUUAUUAUAACUCAUUCAUUAGGAUGAAUUGCAUAUGAAAAGCGAUGACGUG
This is a messenger RNA of Raphanus sativus (radish), 1297 nucleotides long. RefSeq names its product protein RESTRICTED TEV MOVEMENT 3-like. The transcript is spliced from 3 exons. Lineage: Eukaryota; Viridiplantae; Streptophyta; Magnoliopsida; Brassicales; Brassicaceae. Gene Ontology annotation, molecular function: protein binding. Bases 301 to 1095 code for a protein of 264 amino acids. The record is from RefSeq and is a predicted model, not a curated record.